Messenger RNA from Mycotypha africana, 3057 nucleotides. RefSeq lists its product as uncharacterized. The coding region runs from base 1 to 3057 and encodes 1018 amino acids. The transcript has 7 exons. Gene Ontology annotation, molecular function: structural constituent of nuclear pore. Gene Ontology annotation, cellular component: nuclear pore inner ring; nuclear pore. NCBI's taxonomy places the organism in Eukaryota, Fungi, Mucoromycota, Mucoromycetes, Mucorales, Mycotyphaceae. The record is from RefSeq and is a predicted model, not a curated record. Gene Ontology annotation, biological process: transcription-dependent tethering of RNA polymerase II gene DNA at nuclear periphery; protein localization to nuclear inner membrane; RNA export from nucleus.
AUGGAAAGACCUUUUGAACCCAAAAUCGAUCCUGAUCUCGUCAAAAUAAGAGAACAGGUAGAUCAAAUUGUAUUUAAAGAAGAGAAACGAGUUGAAAUAGCACCUUAUAUCCAAGUCUUCUUGAAAGUAAUAAAUUACUAUCGUUGCCUAUCCUCUCUAAGUGCACUUUGUAUACUAACGCAAAACCUUUCUGUUCCAAACGUUCGUAAAACUCCAGACCCUAAAAUCAGCUAUAAAAUGGGAUUCCUAUCCCUGAUUGAUCAAGUAUGGUUUUCAAUGGGUUCUUCACUAUUUAUUUGGAAUUACCAACAGUGUCAUAAAAAAGUAGAGAUAUUCCGAUACGACUCUCCUCGAGAUGCUGUUGAUUAUACCGAUGUUCUACAAAUAUCAACCAUCCAUCGUGAGCUAUUUAUUGCUACAAGAAAUAACAUUUAUCUACACAGAAUCGAACUUCCCAGCAGUAAUAGCAGUGGAAAAAUGAAACUGACAACUAACUAUAUCAUCAAAACCAACGGUAUGAUUUUGUCAAAUCCAAUCCAACUUGCCACUUCUUCAGAAAUGAGUCGGUAUUUCUUGAAAGCUGAUGAUGGGCAUCUAUAUGAACUCAAACUUUUCCACAACCAUAGAAACGACACCUUGAUUGAUCACCAGUUAAUACAGUUAACGGCCAAUCCUCUGACUUAUUACUUACCCUCUAUCUUUAAAACUGUUUAUCCAACCACUAUACAAUCCAUCAUCGUCGACAAAUGCCACAAUUUGCUUUAUACUCUACGCAGCGAUUCUAGUAUCAACGUAGCCGAUGUUUCUGAAAAUGGUUAUCGACCGCUUUUCACCUUCACUGAGCUUCCUUUUUUGGUCUCUUUACAUCUUGUAAACAAUUCAACAAGCAAUAUCAAAUCCACAAUUGUGGCAGUGGCACAAAAUGGCCAACGACAUUAUCUUCAAUUCUCAAGUCAUCAAAAUUCAAUGACACACAAAUUCACGUUACCAUCCCCUCCUAUACCAGGCUCGCUGUUAUUCAAUGCUCUGACAACCGAGCGAUUAGAAUACUGCUAUAUCGACAAUGAACAGUUGGUCUUCGGAGCUUCCCUUUGUAAAGCAGAUAAGAGAUACUUAGUAUUGACAGCAUGUCAGUUAGUAGACGAGACUGCAGAAGGAAGGAAUUAUGUCCAAAUGAGUGACGUGUAUCAGGAAGAAGUGACUGAAAAAAUAUGGUCCAUUAAGAAAAACAAUUCAAACAGCAGUAUGACAUAUAACACCACGCUGGAGGAUAUGUCAAAAAAUGAGUAUCUUAUCCUUACUGCAUCUGGUAUCGCGCAUUACGUUAAACAGACACCAGCUGACUUUUUGGAACAGUCUCUCUCAACUACUGUGCCGGCUCAGUUUUUUAAGUUUACAUCUCGCUAUGGAGCAAUGGAGACGAACUAUACGGCAUAUGUUUUGGGAUGUUUAGGACGAAGUUUGGAACAGAUAACAGACUUUCUACAUCAAUCUUCAGCAAGAGAAGAUGGUCUUUUGUUGUUUUAUACUAGAGUUGUGCGGGGGAUAUGGCGAACUCCUUUAUAUGAACGUUUGAACGACGAUAAACUAAAAUUAGCACGAGAUUCUUUGACGACAUUACUUAAACUACUCAAUCAUAUGCAAAUCCCAAUUCAUGAUAAAUUGUUCAAUAUGAUAACUCGAUCUCUGGAAAUCAUAUCUCUUUUACGCUAUCUAAAUGAGUUCAACUGGAUUAAAAUCUCAGAAAAAACGGAUUGGGAAGACAUUCGCUCCUAUUCGCAACUGAUGUGUGACGAAAAUGGAGCUAUUGUAUUGCAAAAUAUUAUCUUUGCGGCUAUUCAUAUUAUCAAAUCGCAACAAAUAGAUCAAAAGACAACCAUGAUAAACAGUUCUACACCAGUCAGCGAUUUCCUGGCAUACAAUUGCCCAUCGAUAUAUCAUCAAGAUGCUUUCACUUACUUUAAGGGUGUCGAAUAUUUGUUGGAUGCACAUUAUACAGCAGCCGAGGAUGAUAAGAAACAGCUUUCUGUCAACCAUUGUGCAGACUGUUUUAAUAGUAUCAUACAUAAUAUCGAUGCUACACGUUUGGACCCUAUCUGUACUAUGAUUUGUGACCUAGGAUGCCAUUAUGAUGCUAUUAGGCUGGUUUAUGCCAAAAUCCUCUGCAAUGAAACAGACGAAUUUAUCAAUUACCAUGAACAAAUUGUCCACCCUAUUUUCCAACGUGCACUCCAUUCAAAAGGAAAAGAAUACUUACUGCAAAUCAUAAUCCAAACCCUUGCUCUCAGUCCUCAGUCAUCACACCACUUCGAUAUUUAUCGAUGGCUACUUUACAAAAGUCAUGUUGAACAGCUACUGAUUGAAUUAGAAGAACCAGAUAUUCUCGAGUUUUUACAUUCGCCCUCUUUACAUCCUACGGUCAGAUAUUCCCUUUUGCAUGCUUAUCAUGCCCAUCGUCAACAAUUUAAACUUGCUAUUCAAUAUUUAUACGAUUUGGCACACUGUGAAGCAUCCGAUGAUAAUCCUGUGACGUUUCGAACGCGAUACAGUGCUUUACGAAAGGCACGUCAAUAUUAUGCUUCAGUGCCUGAUUUAGAGCAAGACAUGAAGAACAGGAUAGAGCAUGCGUUGGCGUCAGCUGACAUUCAAAAAAACAUUUACAACGCCUUAUUGGAGAAAGGCAAGACACAGGAUGUCAGUGCAUUAGAAUACGGCUUACUUACAGAUAAGGAUUUAUUGAAAGAUUUUGCUUAUACCCAUCAGCUGUAUGAAGAAGGUUUGAUGUUGUUGGAUCUGAUGAAGGAUUAUAAUUUCGAAUAUGUUCGAAUGGCCUACGAAAAGAUUAUAGAAUCAAGUCAAAAUGAAAAGGACUUACAAAAUAAGAUUGUCGAAAUGGCUAGAUAUGUUUAUCCAUCAAUUAUAUACUUCCCUGUCUAUAUCAUCUUUGACAUACUGAAUCAGAAAUACGGCGAACAAUUUGCGAGCUCAACAUUAAGAGCAUCUGGCGUUCCUGCAGAAGUAAUAUCCGAAGCGAAAGAGGAAAUAAUCUUUCGAUGA